Messenger RNA from Mya arenaria, 2874 nucleotides. Its product is annotated as nascent polypeptide-associated complex subunit alpha, muscle-specific form-like. The record is from RefSeq and is a predicted model, not a curated record. The coding region runs from base 1 to 2874 and encodes 957 amino acids. Lineage: Eukaryota; Metazoa; Mollusca; Bivalvia; Myida; Myidae. The transcript has a single exon.
AUGUUACGACCAAACCAUGCUACUGCCAUAACCUCUCCGUGCCACUUCAUCUCGCUACCAUACCAAGUCCUUGCAACAACCUGUCCCUUCCACACCAUGUUGCUACCAAACCACAUUCCUGCCAUAACCAAUCCCUGCAACACUAUGUUUCUACCAAACCAUGGUAGUGCCAUAACCUCUCCGUGCAGCACCAUCUCGCUUCCAUACCAUGUCCCUGCCUCACCAUGUCCCUGCCUUACCAUGUCCCUGCAACACCAUGUCCCUGCCUCACUAUGUCCCUGCAACACCAUGUCCCUGCAACACCAUGGCUCUCCAACAACGUGUCCCUGCAACACCAUGUCCCUGCCUCACCAUGUCCCUGCCUCACCAUGUCCCUGCAACACCAUGUCCCUGCCUCACCAUGUCCCUACAACACCAUUUCCCUGCCUCACCAUGUCCCUGCCUCACCAUGUCCCUGCAACAUCAUGUCCCUGCAACACCAUGUCCCUGCCUCACCAUGGCCCUGCAACACCAUGUCCCUGCCUUACCAUGUCCCUGCAACACCAUGUCCCUGCCUCACCAUGUCCCUGCAGCACCAUGGCCCUGCAACACCAUGUCCCUGCCUCACUAUGUCCCUGCCACACCAUGUCCCUGCCUCACCAUGUCCCUGCAACACCAUUUCCCUGCCUCACCACGUCCCUGCAACACCAUAGCCCUGCCUCACCAUGUCCCUGCAACACCAUGGCCCUGCAACACCAUGUCCCUGCAACGCCAUGUCCCUGCAUCACUAUGUCCCGGUCAUACCAUGUCCCUGCAACACCAUGUUCCUGCCAAACCAUGUCCCUGCAACACCAUGGCCCUGCAACACCAUGCCCCUGCCUCACAAUGUCCCUGCCUCACAAUGUCCCUGCCUCCCAGCAACACCGUGUCCCUGCCACACCAUCUCCCUGCCUCACAAUGUCACUGCAACACCGAGUCCCUGCAACAACAUUUUCCUGCCUUACCAUGGCCCUGCCACACCGUGUCCCUGCCUCACAAUGUCCCUGCCUCACUAUGUCCCUGCCUCACUAUGUCCCGGCCUCAUCAUGCCCCUGCCACUCCAUGUUUCUGCCUCACCAUGUCCCUGCCUCACAAUGUCCCUGCCUCACUAUGUCCCUGCAACACCAUGUCCCUGCCUCACUAUGUCCAUGUAACACCAUGUCCCUGCCUAACUAUGUCCCUGCAACACCAUGUCCCUGCAACACAAUGCCCCUGCCACACCAUGUCCCUGCCAAACCAUGCCCCUGUUACAAUAUGUCCCUGCAACACCAUGUCCCUGCCUCACCAUGUCCCUGCCUCACAAUGUCCCUGCCUUACCAUGUCCCUGCAACCAUGUCCCUGCAACACCAUGUCCCUGCCUCACCAUGUCCCUGCAUCACUAUGUCCCGGUCUCACCAUGUCCCUGCAACACCAUGUCCCUGCAACACCAUGGCCCUGCAACACAAUGCCCCUGCCAAACCAUCUCCCUGCCUCACAAUGUCCCUGCCUCACUAUGUCCCUGCCUCACUAUGUCCCAGCAACACCGUGUCCCUGCCACACCAUCUCCCUGCCUCACAAUGUCCCUGCAACACCCGAGUCCCUGCAACACCAUCUCCCUGCCUUACCAUGGACCUGCCACAGCGUGUCCCUGCCUCACCAUGUCCCUGCCUCUUAAUGUCCCUGCCUCACUAUGUCCCGGCCUCAUCAUGCCCCUGCCACAACAUGUCCCUGCCACACCGUGUCCCUGCCACACCAUGCCCCUGCAACACCAUAUCCCUGCCACACCGUGUCCCUGCCUCACUAUGUCCCUGCCUCACUAUGUCCCGGCUUCAUCAUGCCCCUGCCACAACAUGUCCCUGCCACACCGUGUCCCUUCCACACCAUGCCCCUGCAACACCAUGUCCCUGCCUCACUAUGUCCCGGCCUCACUAUGUCCCUGCCUCAUCAUGUCCCUGCCACACCGUGUCCCUCCCACACCAUGCCACUGCAACACCAUGUCCCUGCCUCACCAUGUCCCGGCCUCACUAUGUCCCUGCCUCAUCAUGUCCCUGCCACUCCAUUCCCUGCCACACCGUUUCCCUGCCACACCAUGCCCCUGCAACACCAUGGCCCUGCAACACCGUGUCCCUGUCUCACUACGUCCCUGCCUCAUCAUUUCCCUGCCUCACUAUGUCCCUGCAACACCAUGUCCCUGCCUCACCAUGUCCCUGCCUCACUAUGGCCCUGCAACACCGUGUCCCUGCCUCACUAUGUCCCAGCAACGCCAUGUCUUUGCCUCACUAUGUCCCUGCAACAUCAUGUCCCUGCCUCACAAUGUCCCUGCCACACCAUGUCCCUGCCUUACUAUGUCCCUGCAACAUCAUGUCCCUGCCUCACCAUGUCCCUGCAACAUCAUGUCCCUGCCUCACAAUAUCCCUUCAACACCAUGUCCCUGCAACACCAUGUCCCUGCCUCACUAUGUCCCUGCCACAUCAUGUCCCUGCCUCACAAUGUCCCUGCCUCACUAUGUCCCUGCAACACCAUGUCCCUGCCGCACUAUGUCCCUGCAAUACCAUGUCCCUGCCUCACUAUGUCCCUGCCUCACUAUGGCCCUGCAACACCGUGUCCCUGCCUCACUAUGGCCCUGCAACAUCAUGUCCCUGCCUCACAAUGUCCCUGCCACACCAUGUCCCUGCCACACCGAGUCCCUGCCACACCGUGUCCCUGCCACAGCAUGUCCCUACCACACCAUGUCCCUGCCACACCAUGACCCUGCCAUACCGUGUCCCUGCCACACCAUGUCCCUGCCACAUCGUGUCCCUGCCACACCAUGACCAUGCCACACCGUGUUCCUGUCACACCAUGUCCCUGCCACACCGUGUCCCUGCCACACCAUGA